Molecule: messenger RNA, 897 nt
Organism: Lactuca sativa (garden lettuce)
Lineage: Eukaryota; Viridiplantae; Streptophyta; Magnoliopsida; Asterales; Asteraceae
Source: RefSeq, a predicted model, not a curated record
AUGCCUCAAAGACCCAACCGUGGGAACGACGCAACACUAACUCUGCCGGAAAUAAACUCGGUUGCAUUCCAGGCAGCAGUGUCCACUGCGGUCACUGCAGCACUUGUACAGAUUCGCAAUGGAAACAACGGAGAAGGCAACGGACAGGGAGCCGGAAGCACAAAUCAAGGAACAAACCACGGAGUCGCACGACCAUGCACAUACAAGGAUUUCACCAACGCCAAACCUUGGACCUUUAUUGGGAUAGGAGGUGUCAUAGCUCUGAAGAGAUGGAUUGAGAAAGUAGAGUCUGUUUUUGAAAUCUGCGGGUGUCCGGAUGAGUGUAAGGUCAAGUUCGCAGCCUGCACAUUCGUGGAACAAGCUCUCUCCUGGUGGAAUGGCCACAUAGAGGCCGUGACACUCCCGGUGGCGAACGUGAUGCCCUGGGAAGAGCAAAAGGAGAUGAUGCUAGCAGAAUACUGUCCUAGAGGUGAGAUUCAGAAGAUGGAACAAGAGUUGUGGAACCUCACGGUCCAAAACUCGAAUAUCGACGCAUACAUAUCCAGGUUUAAUGAGCUAUCUCUUCUGUGUCCCGGAAUGAUCACCUUAGAAGAGAAGAAGAUUGAAAGGUUUAUCUGGGGACUGACUGAACCUAUCCAAGGGAAUGUCAUUGCAGAAAACCCUAAGACAUUUGAUAGUGCCAAGAGACUGGCCAAGAAACUGUACGAUCACGGCAAUAAGAAGGGUGCCAAGAUAGUGGUAGCGGAGGUUAAGAAGGAAGAAGAGAACAAGAAGGGGAAGAACAACAAGCGAAAAGGAAAGAAAAACUCGGAAUCGUCUAAGAAGCAAAAAACAGUGUCUGUCCAUGCUGCAACACAAGCUACUGCCACACCACAUGUCCAGCCUCAUCCACACUGA